ACUGACAUUUAGCAUGGUAACAUUUAUUGGAUACCAACCACCGUUAAACCUUAUCGAAGAAGAACAUUUAGCAUGAAUGGAAACUUGAUGCGAGUGGUUUGGUGAAUGCUAGUCAAUUUAAACUGUGGAUAUAAACAUUACUAAGUUAUUUAAAUAUAAAACAUAUUAUCUUCUGAAUAAAGACUGGAAGGCGUGUGAAUAACGGGCGGCAGUCCAACUAGCAACACAUGCUAGCGAGCUAGCUUGCUAACUUCAAAUAGAGACCAAGGCCAGAAUAAAGAUGGAAACAAUACUUGACCUUCCAAUCGAAAAUAAGAUAUUUUAUGCUGUUCUGUUGUUCUCAUGGACGGUGUAUCUAUGGGAGGCCUACCUUGCCUACAGACAGGUAAUUGUUUACUUUGUUUCGUAACUGUCUCUGUGUCAAUAACACAAGGCUUUCUUUACUGCAUUUCACAGCAGGCUAGCUAGCCGCAUGCUGACUAUUCAUUAUUGUUUGUCUCAAUAUUUUCACAAGAACAAAGUUGUUUUCGGGAGUGACGUCAUCUUUGUACUGGGCAAUUCCAUGGUAACAGAAUUACGCUGAGACUCAGAUUUGUCACUCAAGAAUGUAUUCCAAACAAAAAUCAUUGAUUUCAAAGUUUAACAAACCAUACAACUAUAUCCACAAGGACUGAUUUUAACGAUUUCCACUGACAUUUUUUACAGGAACACAUUUACAGUAAGAACUUUGUGCAUACACAGUUUGGUAACAGAAUAAAACAGAGGGAGAUGUUACCGUAAUUCUGUUACCAAACUUUGCAUCUGCACAGUUUUUCCAGUAUUUUAAUUUUUUUUUUUAAUUUACUGCGUAAAUUGUUUAAAGUAGUCAUUGUGCAUAGAGUUGUAUGGUUUGUUAAACUUUGAAGUCAAUGGUUUUUGUUUGGCGUAAUUCCGUAAACGUGGAAUUGCCCAACUGCAACUCAAGACUCCACUAAUCAUUCUGUAACAUGGAAAUUGCCUUUUUGAUUAGCUAUAUUGAAUAGAAAAAAUAUUAUGUUUAAGUGUCUCUUCUAACCACCCAGCGGAGGAUAUACAGGUUGACCAUGCACGUACCACAAGAGUUGGGAAAGAUCAUGGACACAGAAACCUUUGAGAAGUCACGUCUUUAUCAGCUGGACAAGAGCAACUUCAGUUUCUGGUCUGGACUGUAUUCAGAAACUGAGGGGACGGUGGGUACAACUAAAAUAUCCAUUGGUUUGUUAGGACCUACUUUGUUAUAUUACAAUCUAGUUGUCUGCCUCUAUCUGCUGACAUAGAGUAUCACCUCACACAGAGGGAAUUUUCUUUUUUCUCCGAUAUAACACUGCUGUGUUCUCUCAUAGCUGAUCCUGCUAUUUGGCGGAAUCCCUUUCCUUUGGGAAGUUGCAGGGACAGUGAUUGCUAGUUUUGGAUUGGGUCCAGAGUAUGAGGUGUGUGUGCAUGGUCCAUGGUUAAAAUUGGCAGUCCAAUAUUACAAAUGUUUUGGCAAUUUUCUUGAAUCAUUCCAAGGCUCUAUCUUUUUCUUUUAGAUCUUUCAGUCUCUUUCAUUUCUGAUGCUAGCAACCCUGUUCAGUGCAUUCACUGGCCUUCCCUGGAGUAUCUACAACACCUUUGUCAUUGAGGAGAAGCACGGCUUCAACCAGCAGGUAGACUGUCAACUCUGAGCACAUUCUUAUUAUACAGUUUCCUAGUUUGAAUCAUUACACUUUUUUUCACUGGCAUGGUUUCAAGCACCUAGUUUAUUAGUUUUUGUUGUCGUCUAUGGUCCUCCUUCCAGACACUGGGGUUCUUCCUGAAGGAUGCUGUGAAGAAGUUUAUUGUGACCCAGUGUAUCUUGUUGCCAGUGACCUCACUGCUCCUCUACAUCAUCAAGAUUGGUGGAGACUUCUUCUUCAUCUACGCCUGGCUCUUCACACUGGGGGUCUCGCUUGUCAGUCCUUUCACCUCAUAACUGCCUGGAUGGGAAUAUUCAAACAACAGUUGUUUAUGCUCCGGGGAGGAAUUAAAUGGAGCUAAACUAAUAUCCAAUAUAUCUUAAUACAUUACAAAUGAAUUUCUUUCUGGUCCUUCCUUCUCUCUCUUAGGUUCUGGUGACCAUCUAUGCGGACUACAUUGCGCCCCUAUUUGACAAAUUCACCCCUUUGCCAGAGGGUGAGCUGAAGGAAGAGAUUGAAAGCAUGUCGAAGUCUAUCAGUUUCCCUCUCACUAAGGUCUAUGUUGUAGAAGGUAAUGCACAGUACAUAAACUCAAUAACUCAUUUUGUCCCAAAGAUGUAACACCUUAGACUGUAUCUAUAAUGGGUGGUCCUCUGUAGCUCAGCUGGUAGAGCACGGCGCUUGUAACGCCAAGGUAGUGGGUUCGAUCCCCGGGACCACCCAUACACAAAAAAAAUGUAUGCACGCAUGACUGUAAGUCGCUUUGGAUAAAAGCGUCUGCUAAAUGGCAUAUUAUAUUAUAUUAUAAUUGUUUAACGUCAGAGGAGAGCAAGGCAUAUUGCAGCUUGACCCUGUCUCAACUGUAUGUGUGGUGAUUUGUGGGGGUUGAAAACAGCAGAAACACCUUUCCGAUGUUCGCUGUUACUUAUGGACUAUAAAGUUGGAUUGUAAUGAUCCAUUUUGACCUACUCUUCCAGGUUCCAAGCGUUCCUCUCACAGUAACGCUUACUUCUAUGGGUUCUUCAAGAACAAGCGCAUAGUAUUGUUCGACACCCUGCUGGAGGACUACUCCCCCCUCAACAAGGACGGAGAGCCAGAGACUGACACACCAACCGAGGACAAAUCCAAGCUCAAGGUCAGACUUACUCCGUUACACAGAGAACUGGGUGUCAACAUGUUAUAAAUCUAAAAUAUUGAAAGAAGUUUCAGGAAGGCAACUUGAUUCCCGUCAAAUAUAUUUAUUGCUGAAGCAUUUCGAAGCAAGCUUCUUCUUCAAAGGUCUCCAGUAUUACUGAGCACCACUUCAGCGAUAGACAAUUUCUGUAGUCUUGGUUAGAGCACCGCCAGCACACUACAACUUUCUUGUUAUAAAUCACAUUUUUUGAGGUGGUCUUAUUUGUUGAGGUGGUCCUAUCAUAGAAACAUAAUAUGGUGUACUAGAAGUUGUAGUCAAUGUUUCAUGCAUAAUUCUUUAAAAUCAAACAAUUUAUUUUUCCAGAACAAGAAGCAAGGCUGCAACAAUCCAGAGGUCUUGGCGGUGUUGGGCCACGAGCUGGGCCAUUGGAAGUUGGGCCACACCGUGAAAAACAUUGUCAUCAGUCAGGUUUGUUUGGAAAUUCCCUUGAUAUGCAUCUGCACAUCACCUCUAUACCAAUAGGCCACUUUCAUGUUGAUGCAGAAAUGUAAUUGAUACAAUUUUCUCCCCUGCCUCUGUCCUUGCAGAUUAACUCCUUCCUGUGCUUCUUCCUCUUUGCUGUACUAAUUGGACGGAAGGAGCUGUUCAUGGCCUUUGGUUUCUAUAACAUCCAGCCCACUUUGAUUGGGUUGAUGAUCAUAUUCCAGUUCAUCUUCUCCCCAUACAAUGAGGUGAGUGACUCCAUCUCCUAAACAAUGCAUUUACACUGAGUGUACAAAACAUUAAGAACAUCUUCCUAAUACUGAGUUGCACCACCUUCUGCCCUCAGAACAGCCUCGAUUCGUCAGGGCAUGGACUCUACAAGGUGUCGAAAGCGUUCCACAGGGAUGCUGGCCCAUGAUGACUCCAAUGUUUCCCACAGUUGUCAAGUUGGCUGGAUGUCCUUUGGGUGGUGGACCAUUCUUGAUACACACAGAAAACUGUUGAGCGUGAAAACCCGGUGCGCCUGUCACCUACAAUCAUACCACGUUCAAAGGCACUUAAAUAUUUUGUCUUGCCCAUUCACCCUCUGAAUGGCACACAUACGCAAUCCAUGUCUCAAGGCUUAAAAAUCCUUCUUUAACCUGUCUCCUCCCCUUCAUCUACACUUAUUUGAAGUGGAUUUAACAAGUGACAUCAAUAAGGGAUCAUAGCUUUCACCUGGAUUCACCUGGUCAGUCUGUCAUGGAAAGAGCAGGUGUUCUUAAUGUUUUGUACACUCAGUGUAUAUCUGACCUCUUACACUUCAGUGGAGGCCUUAGCUGUUGACCCUGCAAGUGCUGUGGCAGCUAUUCUCAUUAAGUCCAGUGCUUGUUUGGCGAAAAUACCUUGCGCAUACUAGUAGUAAAUAUUGGUCAAAGAAAUAUACAGCUAAAGAUAAAAUAUAUUUCUUAAGUCAGUAUUUCUUAAGUCCGCUUUAAACAGAAAGUGUUGUUGAGAUGGCGAUGCGCAGAUGAGUACCUCCUGCACUUCACUGAGGAAAACUGACAUUUCUCCACUUCUUACCUCCAGGUCCUGUCCUUCUGUCUGACUGUCCUGAGCCGCAGGUUUGAGUUCCAGGCGGACUCCUUUGCGCGGGGCAUGGGUCGAGCCUCAGAGCUCUACUCCGCCCUCAUCAAGCUCAACAAAGACAACCUGGGCUUCCCCGUGGCCGACUGGCUCUUCUCCAUGUGGCACUACUCCCACCCUCCCCUUCUGGAGCGCCUACGGGCCCUGGGAGGUACCAAGCAGGACUGAUGGGCCCCAAAAGGAGAGCCACGCCUGCUGUCUCUCCUCAAGGGGCUCCGCAGGCCUCUUCUGGCACUUAAAUGUAGUCUCCCCUAUUUUUCUCUUUGUUUGCCUAUUUUUGUUCUUUAUCCUCGCCAUUAGGUUCCUUUUUUCCCAGUUUCAAACUUGCACAAUACCAAAGGUUUUAAGAAAUCUAGUGUGAGACAAGAAGAUCUCUCGGCUAUGCUUAUUCUAGGUGUAAUGGAGUUAAGAACGUACCAUAAGCUCAUGCCACAGCUAGCUUGAAAUGUCGCCGAUGGAGUUAUCGAAUUAUAUAUUUUUCCGAUAGCUCAAACGGUUGGUACGUUGUCAAGGAGGGCGGUCACGUGUGCUAGCCAGGUAUAGGUCCUGAGUUCGAGCUCAGUGCGAGCCGAAUCACGAGGAACCGGUACUUACUAAGCAAGCAGCGUGGCGUCCUUAACAUAGGCAAACAUGAACAUACAAAUGUCUUACACGAGACCAUUGUGGGCAUAAAUAAUUACCCCAACAUUUUAGUUUAAGGACUUGCCACUAGUACAGGUCACAUUUAUCAAGGAUUUCUCAUUAUAUUUCAGCAAGGUUUAAAAAUGUUUUACUCAAAGUUUUAUUUGAAUUUUAUUUACUCCCCUGAGAAUUUGUCCUUCCAAAUGUUUUCUCAUAAACCUCAAAAUGUACUGUAGUGUAACUAUGGGGGGGUUUGAGAAAGGAAAUGUGCUCCCCUAUUAUCAAGAGUGUCAACAGGAUGUACAGUGAAUGGGCCAUCAAUUUAUUAUUAGUAUAUCCUUUUGCCUAGGCUGGUCGAUUGGCUCUAUCUACAACUGUUUAUUAUGAGAGGUGAACGCUAGAACUAAAAGAUAAACACCUUUUCAUAUUUAGUCAAGACUAUGCUUGAGAUGGAUCAUUGUUGAAGUUAUACAGGUAACUACCAAAGUAAUGGAAACACUUGAGUAAAUGAGGGCUACAAAGUAUAUUGAAAGCAGGUGCUUCCACACAGGUGUGGUUCCUGAGUGAAUUAAGCAAUUAAC
Molecule: messenger RNA, 5618 nt
Organism: Coregonus sp. 'balchen'
Lineage: Eukaryota; Metazoa; Chordata; Actinopteri; Salmoniformes; Salmonidae
Source: the annotation of a GenBank genome assembly